Messenger RNA from Clarias gariepinus (North African catfish), 1598 nucleotides. It is a transcript of the gene aagab, whose product is annotated as alpha and gamma adaptin binding protein. NCBI's taxonomy places the organism in Eukaryota, Metazoa, Chordata, Actinopteri, Siluriformes, Clariidae. The record is from RefSeq and is a predicted model, not a curated record. The transcript has 10 exons. The coding region runs from base 67 to 1020 and encodes 317 amino acids.
GGUUGAGGCUUGAGUCGAGACGUUGGAAGAGCACUGUAGCUUAUUAGCUGUCAGAACGGCUAAAAUAUGUCAGGGGAAAGAGAUGAAGAAGAAACUGCUCUACCUUGUGUUGUAAUAACAAGUUGUGACCCGGGGUUUAAGGAAGAGGAGCUUGUCAGGCAGAUCCUGGGCUCGUCGUCAUUACCAAAACCCACUAAAAAGGAGGAUGUUGUGGUUUGGUAUCCCUGGACAAUCAACAACAAAUACUACACAGCAAAUGUCAGUCUUUGUGUUGUGCCAAGUUCAUUCAGCAUGAAUUCAGAAGUAGCCCAAGCCACACAGGCUUUCAUUGUCUACUUUGACAGUAAAACUAAAGAUGGCCUUGCUGCUGUCACUCCAUGGGUAGCACUGGUGGAGGAACUGGCUCCUGAGGUGCUCAUCUUGGUGUGUGACCAUGUUUGUGAAAAUGGUGUAAACAGACAAGAAGCUCAGCAGUGGUGCCUGGCUCAUGCCUUUGAACUGGUAGAGCUCAACCCCGAGGAGCUGCCUGAUGAAGAUGAUGACUUUCCAGAGUCCACAGGAGUGAAGAGAAUUGUUCAGGCUCUUGAUGCAAAUGUGUGGUCCACUGUUGAGAUGAAGGAUGAACACAACCAGGGAUUCGGUCUAAUGAGCAGUUUGGUUGCUUCCCGUCACAACAACCCACGAUCUAUAGAAACGCAGUGCCAGUCUAACAGUGCAGAUGAGAGCACAGAAGGACAGAAGACCGGAAACUCUCAGAACAGUACAGAGGAAGUGGACUCAAUAGUAGACCCGAUGACUGACAUGGACAUUCAGGAGUUGGCCAACCUCACAGCUGGAGAUGCAGAUGUGGACAACUUUGAGCGUCUUUUUACUAAACUGAAGGAGAUGAAGGACAAAGCUUCUUCAUUGCCACACGAGCAAAGGAAGGUGCAUGCAGAAAAGGUAGCGAAGGCAUUUUGGAUGGCAAUCGGCGGGGACCAAGACGAGAUUGACGGUUUGUCUUCGGGGGAGGAAAGCUAAAACUGAAUUUCAUUAUCCAGCACCAGUCUGUUACCCAUAAUUCUCCAACACUGCCAUGUGAUUGGCAGGCUGACUCUUGGGUACUGGGCUGUGGCAUCAAGAAAUAUGUGUGGGCAAGUUGGGAUGAGGGAGAGGCAGAGAGGUUUCUUAUGAUAUGCUGACUAUUCCCCUCUCUCCAACACCAGCACCUCAGUAAGAGUGUACACAGUGACUUUUAAACACUGUAAUCUAAGUUGGAGGGGAAAGGGUUACAGCAGCCAAGAGAUUACCCAGAAUUACUCUGGAGUGGGCCUAAACAAAGAUCUGUAAGAUAAGCCCCAUACAGCAUUGCCCUAGAAGAGCGUGUUAUGUGUGUGUACAAACUCUCUUCUUGAAUAUGGAAGGUGUGUACUAGUUGUUUUUGUACCAUGUUGUCCAUAAUUUUGUCCAAGAAUAGAAAAGGCCAUAAUUAUGGACAAAGCGAUGUGGUGGGUUGUUUGGCCCUUCGAAAAAAUAUCCUUUGCAGUUUUAUAGUCACAAUCUGACCAAGCCAUAAUAUUAAUAACUAACAUUUAUGACAUAAAAUCAUCUUCAUUAAA